This is a messenger RNA of Raphanus sativus (radish), 2309 nucleotides long. RefSeq names its product PR5-like receptor kinase. NCBI's taxonomy places the organism in Eukaryota, Viridiplantae, Streptophyta, Magnoliopsida, Brassicales, Brassicaceae. The coding region runs from base 146 to 2119 and encodes 657 amino acids. The transcript has 5 exons. The record is from RefSeq and is a predicted model, not a curated record. Gene Ontology annotation, biological process: protein phosphorylation. Gene Ontology annotation, molecular function: protein kinase activity; ATP binding.
ACAUUUUCUUCCUUCGCGUUUAUAUUAUACUACUCAUCUAUCGCUUUUGAACUCUUAAUCAUCACCAAGUUCUCCUACUAACACAAACUCAGAGAUUACUCUUAGUAUUCAGUCUUUGCAACGUUUCUAAUAUCUCUUUAUUCCAAUGGCACAGAGCUUGCAAUUGAUCGUCCUCCUUGCUUCAUAUUUGUUCUUCUCGGGGGUCUUGUCGACAAGUAUCCUUACCAUAGAGAACAAAUGCAACCAAACAGUUUGGCCAGUUAUCUACUCAUGGAAAUCACAGCUCACCACCACCGGCUUCACUCUCAGAAGAGGCGAGGCGCGUGCCUUACAAGCGCCGUCGUCAUGGUACGGUCUUAUAUCCGGCAGGACGCUUUGCUCAAACGACUCAACAGGAAACUUCACAUGCGCCACGGGAGACUGCGAGUCAAAAACCAUCGAGUGUCCAAGCUCAUACAGUUGGUCUGAGGUGACUUAUGUCUACUUUAGAAUCGACUACGGCGGAACCAACAGCCACAUCAUCAGUUUGGAACACGGGUACAACCUUCCUGUAAUGGUGGCCCCGUCACAGAGUAGCUCGACAUGUUUUAGCUCGGGUUGUAUGGUUGACUUGAACAAGACUUGUCCAGAUAAUCUUAAGGUGUUUGACGGUGCUAAACCAAUCAGUUGUAGUAGCGCGUGCAAAGGAUCCGGAACACCGGAAGAUUGUUGCACAAACUACUUCAAGUCAAAGCAAAACUGCAAGCCGACAUCAUACACGCAGAACUUUGAGUUAGCUUGCCCAUACGCAUAUAGCUACCCUUACAACAAUAAUAACAGCACAUUUACAUGCCCAAACUCGACUAACUACGUUAUCACGUUUUGCCCAUCCUUUAUUCCCGACAUCCCCAGAAGCUCAAUGGCAGGAGGGAAAGAAAGUUCUGUACGGAAGUUAGGACCCAUACUCGGAGGAAUAGCAGCUGUAGCUUUGAUAAUCAUCAUUGUCGCGAUUGUGGUAGUGGUGAGAGCAAGGAACGCGAGAAGACAGAGUUAUUCGACCGACGAGAACAUUGAAGCGGCUAUAAUGUUGAAACGAUAUAGUUACGAAAACGUCAAGGACAUGACAAACUCGUUUGCUCAUGUUCUAGGGAAAGGAGGAUUUGGAAAAGUUUAUAAAGGAAAAUUACCCGAUGCUAGCGGCCGCGAUAUAGCACUAAAGAUAUUGGAUGAUUCAAAGGGGAAUGGAGAAGAUUUCAUCAAUGAAUUAGCUAGCAUGAGUAGAGCAUCUCAUGUUAAUAUAGUCUCUCUAUUUGGAUUCUGCUACGAAGGGAGCAAGAGAGCUAUCGUCUAUGACUUCAUGCCCAAUGGAUCACUUGACAAGUUUAUUUCGGAGAAUAUGUCAACCAAGAUGGACUGGAAAAUUCUAUACAACAUUGCCGUAGGGGUUGCUCGUGGGUUAGAGUACUUGCACAAUAGUUGUGUAUCGAAGAUUGUGCAUUUUGAUAUAAAGCCACAAAACAUACUCAUGGAUGGAGAUCUGUGUCCGAAGAUUUCGGACUUUGGCCUUGCUAAGCUAUGCAAAAACAAAGAGAGUAUCGUGUCGUUGUUGGACGCAAGAGGGACCAUAGGUUAUAUUGCUCCUGAAGUGUUUUCCAAGAACUUUGGUGAAGCUUCGCAUAAGUCAGAUGUGUAUAGUUACGGAAUGGUGGUCCUGGAGAUGAUCGGGGCAAAGAACAAUAGAAGAGCUGAAACUUCUAGGUCGAAUCUAAGUUCAAUGAACUUUCCAGAAUGGAUCUAUGAUGAUCUCGAGAGGAAGGAAACCGUUAGACUUGUAGGAGAUCAUAUAAUGGAAGAAGAAGAAGAGAAGAUAGUGAAGAAAAUGGCAUUGGUGGGGUUGUGGUGUAUUCAGACAAAUCCAUCUGAUCGUCCACCAAUAAGAAAAGUCAUAGGAAUGUUAGAGGGAAGUCUAGAAGGUCUCCAGGUACCACCUAAGCCUCUCUUUGAUUCACAUCUGGUAGCGGCUUGGGAAACUAUUAAAGACAGCCAAGAUACUUCUAGUAUCUCUACACAGAGCUUGUUAGAGAGAAAAACUCUUAGGCCCGGCCAAGAUACUUUGAUCGUUUCCAGAGAAGAGGUUUAAGAUAGUGUGGAAGACAAACAAGAUAUUUCGUAUUCCUCGUAAAACCAAAGCCAACAAGAAACUUGACAAAGUUUCUUGAUGAAACUCAUUUAAUUUUGUUGAUCUUUACCACUGUAUAAUUGUUGCUGUAUUUUAGUGUGAAGUUUUGUUAGAAUUAUACUCCAAGAUCUUCAAGAUUAAAUUAGUAUUC